AUGCCACAUUAUGAUGUAACAGCUAAUGCAAAUACAAUACACGAAGAGGUAAGUCUAUUUGUUUUCCAGGCCUAAUCUACUGUGAUCGAACAUGAUUGCUAUUUUUGGGUGUACAAAUAAGACUAUUUAAUAACUCGAUGUAAAAGCUGUUUCACUCUUGCACUGUCAAAUUAUUUUUCUCUAAAAUCACUUAGCCUUUGCCUCAAACGUCAAAUGAAUGUGCCCUGAUUUGUGGAUUACAAGUUUAUUGUUUGAUUGAAAUUAUGAAUUUAUUAACGGGAGCUUCGCUUUUAGCCCUGGCUAAAUCUAUAUAUUAAAUGGUUUUAGAUUGUUUGCGAGUGGUUGUAGAUGUUUUUGAGGUGGUUGUAGAUGGUUGUAGGUGGUUGUUGAAUUUUUUGAGGUGGUUGUAGGUGGUUUUAGGUGGUUUUAGGUCGUUCCAUGUUUUAGUAACUACGUGUUUGCGACGCAAGAGUAUUUCCGGGCAUUUGGUUUGAUUUUAUACAUCCCCAUAAUUCAAGUUUAUUCUUUGCUACUCCUCAGAUAUAUGUCGCAGCCGAAAAGAAUAAGAUUUACAGCCCUGUCCUGCUUUGACACAAACAUUUACCAACGUGUAUUUUAACGAGGUCGUACCCACGCUAACAAAGCAGUCAUCAAUUGGCAAGCAAAAUUUGUAAACAAACAUUUUAUUACUGUUCUCUCAGUUCGCCUUAUAUAAACCCAGAAAUACUUACAAAUAGUGCCUGACCGGUGACAAAAACACACAACGUAUGAGUAUAAAGAUUAUCCUUAAUUGAGCAUAAAUUUCAAUUGCUUAUCAGCAAAUGAACAAAUUCAUUCGCGUUGCAUCGGGUCAGUGUUCCGCAAAACAAAUGUUAUCGAGUAGAACACAUAAAGAAACUAGAUUAUAAACAGAAUAUUCACACAAUAAUUUAUUAAACAUAUACGAUCAUAAAGCAAAGAUACAAGGAACAUUUCAAGAGUACCAGAUCGGUGAAUCGCGUGGCCGGUUGUGGUAUAACUACAGGUCGAAGUCAAAAAUCAAAUCAAAGUUGAAUGAACUCAUGCCUUUAACCACUUUCCAAGUAUCGUGUAUUCAACCAUACCAGAUUGAUUGGCUAAGCUUCUCUAUCUCCAAAGACUCUUGAAAACGUCCUGUUGCCGGACGGCCACCAUGCUCUUCUGAACCUCCAUGAUCAAAACAUUAUUUUUUGCGUCUUCUUAAAAGGUAACCAGUCAAACAACACAACCACACGUUAAUCACCACUACCGAAGUAUAACUAGGCCAGCCAAAGCCACGGAUGUCGGAAUAAAACGAAGGAUUUUCAAUGAUUGUACAGGUAAUGGCGAUUUCGAAUUUAGUGUUCAACCAACAAAUUUAUUCUGAAGAGACAAACGGCACGCAUGCGCAUAACUGUAAUCGCGUCCCUUUAAUACACUACCAACCCAAAAAGACAGGACCCCACUGGUAGGAAAGUCAAGAGCCAUUUCAUCUUUCUUUAAACCCACAUCCAAAGCAAGUGCCACCAAGAGAACCACUACCGAAGCUGUCGUAAACUCCAACCAGAGUAGCUGCUGUGUGAAAGUACCCAAGACCUCUUCUGUAACCAGAAAGUUUCAAGAUUCUUGGAAAAACGAGUUUCCAUGGGUGAUCUAUGACCCUGAUGCGAACACAAUGUUUUGCGAUUUGUGUCGCAAAGCUGGCUCAAAAAUUGCUGGUAAAACUGAAUUUGUCACUGGCUCAAAGACAAUAAGAAAGGAGACACUCAAAAAGCACGGUGAGAGCCAUGGCCAUCUACGCGCAGAAAACACUCACAAAAAGACCAAUAUUCAAAGGGCUUAAGAAGGCAGCUGAGAAGAUAGAUGAGCAGGCCUACAAAGAAAUGUCAGUGAAAAUGAAUACUGCAUACUUCAUUGCAAAAGAAGAACUUCCAUUCACUAAGUUCCCGGGCCUUCUUCAGCUUCAGCAGAAGAACAGAAUUCAAAUAACCAACACCUAUUCAAAUGACAUAAAGUGUGCAGAAAUGGUUGCAACAGAGGGCACACUGAUAAAAGAGGAAAUUGCUGAAAACCUUUGAAAUGAAGUGCGUUACAUUUCAGUCAUGAUUGAUGGAGCCACAGAUGCCUCCAGCACCGAAAACAAAACUGUGUAAGCGAGAUGUUUGGGUACUGAUGGUCGACCAGUCAAUCGCAUGGUAGGACACAAACCUGUAGAGCAUGCCCAUGCUGAUGGUAAGCUUUAAUGUACACUGCACAUUUAUUAAAGACCUAACAAAAAAGAAGCUAUCGAGUUGUCAACAUUUUUCUUCGACAUAAUUAAUAUUCUUGGACAAAAAAAUCAGAACUAUAAAAGUCUCUGCUAAAUUCCUGGCAACCAUUUUUGUGAUACCGCUUAGUUUCACAUUCUUUUUUUGUGAUUGAUGUUUAAAAGCUUACCGGUGUAUUAAUGAUAAAACUUUUGAUCCUUUUUGUUUAAUUUUCGCAGGUCUUCAAGUUGUCGACAACUGCUUUUCGGACCUUGGAGUGAAGGAGAGGAAAAAGAGCACUAUAGGGUUUGGUGCAGAUGGCACGUCAGUGAAUCUGGGAAAGCGACGAGGUGUUGCAUCAUUACUCAAACAUGAAGUCGACCACCUCAUUGACAUCCACUGUCUUCCCCAUCGCCUGGAACUAUCAAUGAUAGAAAUGCAACAAGAGUGCAAAUAUGUUAAAGAGGUGUAAGACAUAUUGCAUUUGGUGUGGAAGACCUAUCAUUUCAGUCCUAAGAGCAAAAGGGAGCUAAAAGCUUUGGGAAACGAGCUUGGUCUGGAUGUUCUGAGGCCUAGGCCAGUGAGGGGUUCCAGGUGGCUUCCCCAUGUCAGUGGUGCAUUGAGAGUCUUCAUCAAGCCUGUAAAGGAUGAAAGCAUUAGCUCAGAUCCUGCGCAAUAUGCUGCCGUCCUUGCACACAUGGAGCAUCUUGCUACUACAUCAACUAAUGCAGAUGUCAAAGGAAGAGCCAAGUUCAUUGCAAAAGCUAAGAAGAAAGCAUCUCUUGUGACCUUUUGUCACUUUCUGUCUGACUUGUUUGAUGUUCUCAGCAAGCUCAGCUUUCAUUUCCAAAGAAAUGAUCUCAUUUUGCCAUCUGCUGUAUCCCUUUUAGAGGAGGCUCUAUCCAGUAUCUCUCUUCUUACCAAGCGACCUGUAAGAGGAGGAAGACUGGAGGCUUUUCUCGGUAGCCUGUCAACCUCAGACAGCUGUUCAUUAUUUCAAGGGAUCACUCUCUAUGGCGAUCUAAGUGGUGUAACUACUGAAGAGAUCGAUGAAAAGGCUGGCGUAGCUGCCCAGAUAAAACAGGCAACAGAUCUUUGUUUGUCUGGUUUGAGCGCAUGA
This is a messenger RNA of Porites lobata, 3363 nucleotides long. The record is from the annotation of a GenBank genome assembly. Lineage: Eukaryota; Metazoa; Cnidaria; Anthozoa; Scleractinia; Poritidae.